AGGGACCCUUCUGUGUUUCAGUUUGUGCCCAUUGCCUUUUGUCCUGUCACUGGGUACCACUGGGAAGAGUCUAUCUCUUCGUGUACUCUCCCUUCAGGUAUUUAUAUACGUUAACAAGAUCCUCCCCAACACAUGUCCAGACUAGACAGUCCCAGUUCUCUCAGCCUUUCCUCAUAAGAUUGACGUUCCAGUCCUGUUACCAUCUUUGUCACCCAUUGCUAGACUCCGGUAUGUCCAUGUCUCUUUUGUACUGAUGCUGUUGAGAUGUUGAAUCAGAGGAUCUGGAGGUAUGCCACCUCUCAGUGCCUGCCUAUGCCAUGAGCACAUUCACACUGGGUGCUGGGUGUAGACAGAGUUCCCAGUAGAAGUGUCCAAAGCUCACAAGGCUUCCUUCUAAAACUCAUGCUGUCCAACUUUACUUCCUUUUGGACAGCAGUUGGGCUGCCAGUUUGCUGUAGCCAUUGCUUAUGUAAUUUUUCACCUUGUACUCUUGCUAUUUACCUUUUUAAUCUUGUGAUCUUGCUAUCAGCCUGCUUCUGUCCUGAGAAGGAGCUCUGCAGAGCACAACACAUUUUCACAGUCACUGCAGCAGUGUCAUCACAGCUUCUUGGACUGUCGACAAUUAAAAUACCCAUGAACUUUGUGGUUAAUCACCUCUUCCCACUAAUGACUGGUCAUAAGACAUCCCUGAUCAGUCUUUGCUUUGGCAUGGAGGGAAGCAGAUCAGAAACUUCUGCAGCCGAAGAGAAUGAGGAAAUAAUUUAUACGUCUGUCAGAUUCUCUCAGACUCCUCUGCCUAGGACCAGUGCUGCACGGGAAAAAAGAGCUCCCUGUCUGUGGCCAGAAGUUGUGCCAAGCUUGGCUAUAGGCUUUGGGAUACUGAGCAUCUCCCUAGCGACUGCUUUGAUAUGGAAGAUGAGUAACUGUCAGCCACGCUGCCCUGAGCAGUGGGUCGCCUACAGAGGGAGCUGCUACUCCUUCUCCAAGCAGAAGAAGGACUGGCAUUCCAGCCGGCAGUCCUGCGAGGCACAGGGAGCUCAUCUCCUAGUGAUCAGUGAUACUUGGGAAAUGGAGCUGUUCAAGAGUAUUCAACCAGAAUGUUUCUGGAUUGGACUGAGGAACAGCACAGGCUCUGGAUGGAUUUGGGAAGAUGGCUCUAUAUUCAAUGGCACCAACAUCCUCUCUAACAGCCCUGUGCAACAUUGUGCUGUCCUGAUGAAAGAUCACUUCCAGGCCUCCAGCUGUGAAUUUGCUGCUCCAUGGAUCUGUGAGAAGUCUCUUAGAUAAAUCUCAUGUGCAUUUUCAUCUCAUGAUCAUUUCCUCAGUGGUACAAGUGGAUCAUUGUCCUGCAAACCAAAGGUCUACACAAGACCAAGGAUUUGCCUCUCACACCUCACAAAGGUGUUUUGCAGGGACGGGUUUGUUGCCCAUAAUGGUGAGUUAUCAGCAGCAGUAGAUCCAUUUUCAAUCAACAUGUGUUGGCUUACUGCUAUUUAUGACCACAUGAGACCUGGAACAUAUUCCCUGGCCUAGUCUUUGCCUUGUGUGUCCUGUAAGGGCAAACAAAAUUUUUGUCACAAAAGAUGCUGGGUCUUCAGAUCUCUGAGGGUGAGCUUGCCAUUCCUCCAUUCCUGAGCAUCAGAUUUCGUUUCCAUUCCCUGCAUCUCCAUUGUCUGGUGCUAGCAGGACUGGGAAAAUGAAGCCUGGUUUCCAGUGCUGAAAACAUAUAAACAGACUUCUACCAGUGGCAGCCUCUCAUUUUGCAUUCCAGUACUAUGAGUAGGAGAGAAGAAAUGAGACUUCAACUCCUGUAAAUCCAUCAGUGAAAAUAAACUGCUAGUACUGCAUUGGACCAAAAGUA
Pezoporus occidentalis (night parrot) is the source of this 1861-nucleotide messenger RNA. RefSeq names its product killer cell lectin-like receptor subfamily G member 1. The record is from RefSeq and is a predicted model, not a curated record. Lineage: Eukaryota; Metazoa; Chordata; Aves; Psittaciformes; Psittacidae. Bases 403 to 1287 code for a protein of 294 amino acids. The transcript has 6 exons.